UUGAAGGAAGAGGCUACACAAUACUUCAACAAAUGGAGGAAUACCUUCAAUAAGCGCCUUAAUGAUCUGAUUGUCCCUGGCCAGCCUGCUGCCUAUGCUGGACCUUCCCGUCAAGGCCAGGGAGGUCCUCGUAUCGCCUACCCGGUUGACAUGAACAUGAUUCGCCGUUUCCAGCCCGUCGAGACGACUCUGCACAGCUUGACGGUCGACAAGAGACGUCUGCUCACCCACGCCAUCAUUCUCAUGACUCUUUCCACCGAGCAUUACAUCUCGUACUCUCGCCUGUAUUUGUUAUACCUCGCGUCAUCCCUUCACAUCCCCGCGUGGGUGCUCAUCGAGGAGGAGAACCGCGUCGCUGGCGGCCUUGGCAAGAUUUACAAGACCUUGUGGGCUCAGCAGGCCCAGGAAGCCAGACCAUCCAAAGAGCACAAGAAGAAGUGGCGCCCCUCUAUCAACCCGGUCCAGGUCGGAAAGACCCUGCUCGCUGCCGGGCUUGGCAUGAUUGAGGCAGCCCAGGGCAUGCCUACCCUCAGCCUUCCUCCUACGCCUGUUGCCCACUUGAUGGGUCCUCUUGGCGACUGUGAGACGGCUGUCGGUAUGUUCUUUGGCGUCAACCCAAACCGUACACGCGUCUUGACCUUUGAGAGCCUGACCUCGGUCGUCCAAGAUGGGGCCAUCAUCCCGUUACACUCGGCCGACAUGUCUAAGCUUGUAGACCCCAAAGCUAUCGCACCAGAGGACCGCCGUAUGCGGCUUGUCUUCUGUGUCAGCGGUUUUUUGAUGGACAAGGACGACAUAACCACCCCCUGGAAGUGCCUCGGGCAUCACAAUGAGGUCCUGGCGAUCAGCUGGGAGGUCGAUGUCCUGGAAAAAGUUGGAGCUGCCCUCGAUACUCUUCUCAAGAGUAAGGCCUGGCCUGUGUCGGUGGAGGCGAUGGGCGGAAAACCUGCCAUGACCAUGCUGCGCCAGCAGACCUGGCCAGGUGCUCUGAUGAGAGUCAGCAAGAUAGUCGACAAUGCCUGGGUCAUGGCACUUACGAAGUGUUCGAAGCUUCAGCAGAUCCUCUCGGACGCCAUGAUAGGACACAUUCACGGCGAACGAGGAGUCACCUUGAUUGGAUAUGGGCUCGGUGCUCGUGCCAUCUAUCUGUGCCUGUCGCAUCUGAUGGAACGCAGGCUCUACGGUAUGGUCGAUAGUGUUGUCCUCAUGGGAGCGCCCAUUGCGGGAGAUGCCGGUACCUGGAGUGCUCUGAAGGCCGUUGUCUCUGGUCGUCUUGUCAACGUGUACUCGCCUACCGACUAUAUGCUCGCCUUUGCAUCUCGGCAGACCGCUUAUCACUUUGGCGUCGCCGGCCUGCAGCAGAUCCAAGGUGUCGGGGGUGUUGAGAACCACGACGUGAGCGACAUCCUCGGAGCUCACGUGCACUAUACCUCUUUGGUUCCGACUAUCCUCAGACGUAUCGGCUGGGAUGACCUCAAGGAUGAU
This is a messenger RNA of Cryphonectria parasitica EP155, 1485 nucleotides long. Its product is annotated as DUF726-domain-containing protein. Lineage: Eukaryota; Fungi; Ascomycota; Sordariomycetes; Diaporthales; Cryphonectriaceae. The transcript is spliced from 4 exons. The annotation marks the transcript as partial. The record is from RefSeq and is a predicted model, not a curated record.